Messenger RNA from Mesorhabditis spiculigera, 414 nucleotides. The record is from the annotation of a GenBank genome assembly. Lineage: Eukaryota; Metazoa; Nematoda; Chromadorea; Rhabditida; Rhabditidae.
AUGUUCGACAAUGCCGUGGGUGCUGCUGCUGCUCACCAUGGUGCUCCACGGUUGCCGUUUGCGACAACUGACACAUGGCAAUGGAUUCGUGAUGCGACACUCAAGCUGGCGCAAGGACAGCGACAUGCCGAGCAACUUCGCCGCUUCUCGCGUCUACCUUUUGGCGUCACCGGAUCAUCAGCUGCACUCAACACCACAAUUCACUGUUCGACAACGUCGUCAUCCGCAUGGUCGUCACCUUCCACGACGUUCACCUGUCAAUCGACACCGCCGCCAACGUUGCUUACUUCUACAGUUCAACUUCUGCUGCACGAUCGUGUACAAUACGUCAAUGAGCACAUGUACAAGCGUCUACGCCCGCAACAAACCGAACUUCAACAGCGACAAUCGCCCCUCACCUCCAUCGCGCUGGCU